AUAAGAAAUUGAACGAAUUUUCCGGGAGGGAUACCAAAGCCGUCGUCAAAGAUGUCCAGUCUCAUUGUCGUCUGGGACGAUUACGUUGUAGCACACCGUGAAGUUUUCUCAGUGUAGCAAGACAUCUUUUAAAGAGACGAUGAAACUGCUUAUCGUUUUUGUUGUAGCAUGUUUGAACCAUUUAGCCACGCCAGUGCAGGUGAAGCGUCGGUCAGUUUUGCCUGUAAAGGACGAAGAACGACUACCUCGAUGGCAAGAACCAGUUUUGUCAUUUAUUAAGAAGUUGUAUCGUGGUAGAGGUAGAAGUAUGGCAAGCACUUCACUAAACAAAAUCGAUGCGCUCUGUAACUUUAAUUUAUGGACAAGAAAGAAUCCCUUUGUACGAGAAACACUUUUAACUGGCGAUGUUGCUCUGCUAUCCAAAUCGAAUUUUAAUGCUUCCAAUCCAACUAAAGUGUUUAUUCAUGGCUGGAAUAUGAACGGGCACAACCACACUACUUUGAUUAAUUUAAAAAACGAAUUCCUUGCUAAAGAAGAUUGCAAUUUCAUUGCUGUGGACUGGGAAACGUUAGCAAACACCGGGAGUUAUUUCUCAUCGGCGGCCAGUAUCCAGCCGAUCGGAGUCGUCACGGGCGAUUUCCUCAAUUUUCUGAUCACGCAAGGAUUAAAUGUGAGUCAGUUACAUAUUAUUGGUUUCAGUUUGGGAGCUCACAUUGCGGGUAAAGCUGGGGAUCAUGCAAGUGAACACCUUCCUCGAAUCACAGGUUUAGAUCCCGCUUAUCCAGGAUUUUCAAUGGACAAUACCAAUGCAAGACUAGACGUGACUGACGCUCUAUUCGUUGACGUUAUCCAUACAAACAGUGCGAAUUUAUUAGAUGGUGGACUCAGCUUUCCGACGAGUAUUGGACAUGUAGAUUUCUGGCCAAAUGGAGGCAUCGUUCAACCCGGCUGCUCGGAAACAGUAGGAUGUAGCCAUUCUAGAGCUUUGCUUUAUUUCAUCGAGUCGAUUAAUGGUAAAACACCUUUCACAUCAACAAAAUGUGGGUCAUACGCAGACUGGGAGACGGGAUUCUGUAAUAACAACACACAGACAUCAAUGGGUUUGUCGGUCUCUACACUUGAAACUGGGAAUUACUAUUUGGACACCAACCGUGAAGCUCCUUUUGCGCUUGGUUAAUGCAUCAUCAUGUAUCGUAGGUACAAGACGUUUUAUGUAGAAAAAGAGGGUGAAGGAAAACUGCCUGCCCUUUGGGUUUGCCAUGGGCAGUGCUACAAGAUCGAGAACUGCAGCGUCUGAAACGUGUCCAGUUGUUUCGUAGGUGUCAUACGUGUCGUUGUGCUAUUGGAGUGAUAGUGCCUACGUGUAAUUUUUUGCUGGCUGGUCCUUGAAAGGCGUGGCGUUUAAAGCGUAUACAAGAUAAUCUUUGAUCAAUGUCGGACAUUCUCAUUCCAUUCGGUCCUAGAGUUUCAUCGGCUUCCUCGGCUGCUUCGGCCGGCUGUUGCUGGAAUGUGCUCCACCAGCUGGAAAGGGCUCCUUUCGCUUGCGAUAAAGCUCCUCCUACGUUUGCAAUGAACGAGUUCUGACUUUAAGCACUGCGUAAACAAACUUCUUAACGAAUGAAAUAACUUACCAACAGCUUUGCUGGUCUGCGCUACUGCCCGACUGGUACUGGCAGCAGCAUUGGAGAUCUUA
Molecule: messenger RNA, 1693 nt
Organism: Daphnia magna
Lineage: Eukaryota; Metazoa; Arthropoda; Branchiopoda; Diplostraca; Daphniidae
Product: pancreatic triacylglycerol lipase
Exons: 9
Coding region: 140-1177 (345 amino acids)
Biological process (GO): lipid metabolic process
Molecular function (GO): lipase activity
Source: RefSeq, a predicted model, not a curated record